AUGGUUGCCGAGGCGAUUGUAUCCCUCGAGAACAAUGACGAUGACCUGGCGCUUGCCGAUCGACAAAAGAAGUUUUUCUUUUACAACUCUCUGGUGUAUUGGAAGAUGCUGCUAUCCUUCGUCACCGACCAAGAGCUGCCGUCGCUUGGCUCUACCCGAGCAAUCCUUCCACAACCAAGCCGACUGCCAGAGCAAGACAAUUUGCGAAUGCCGCAUCCACAGACCGGACUAGGAGUAGAAAUCCAAGAGCUUGUCGCCCAGGUUGGUGCUCUGGUCAGAAGAGAGCGGAAGAGAAUCGGACGUCGCCGUCAUUCUUCGAGACGUGACAUCGAAGAGUCUCUCAGCGCUAUACAAGCUUCCGAAGAUCUGCACUCAAAGCUUUGUCGCAUUGAACUACCAUCGGAUUCUGCUGUCAUAGACUCUAGGGAUGAUAGGACCCCGGCAAACCAUCUAUUGAAAGCUGCUGAAGCCUAUCGCUGCACGGGCUUGCUGCAACUAUAUCAAAAUUUUCCCGAUUUAUUUCUCCGUGAUAUAGAAUCGGCGAACUGUGCAGAUCAGUCCUCUUGGUUGAACACGACUUACGGUGGUGUUGCAGCGCAUGGCAGCUCCAGAGUCUUGCUAGAUACAUGGCUGACCAGCCUUGCGCUUCAUGUGCUCGACCUUGUGCAUGAAAUACCAAUGUCUUCACGGUCUCGAUCCAUUCAGCCUUUACUCCUUGUCAGUAUCUGCAGCGAGUUUUCGCUUAACCGCGGGUUCGUGCCCAUCGGCGAACUUCAGGGCAGCCCCGGAUUCAACACCAUAUCGAGCCUACGAAUGGAGGUGCCGCCGACGACAACCGACAUUCUCCAUGGCAGGCGACUUAUUCUAUCUCGUCUCUCAUUUUUUGAGGGUGUUUUAGCUGCCAAGCCAAUCCGUCAGAUGCUGACUUUGAUCAAGGAGACUUGGAUAUCGAUGGAUAAAGAACAAGAAGAUGUCUACUGGAUGGAUGUCAUGAUUGAGAAUGGAUAUGAGACGCUGAUGGGUUGA
Messenger RNA from Colletotrichum gloeosporioides, 1026 nucleotides. RefSeq lists its product as uncharacterized. Gene Ontology annotation, cellular component: nucleus. NCBI's taxonomy places the organism in Eukaryota, Fungi, Ascomycota, Sordariomycetes, Glomerellales, Glomerellaceae. The record is from RefSeq and is a predicted model, not a curated record. The transcript has a single exon. Gene Ontology annotation, molecular function: transcription cis-regulatory region binding; DNA-binding transcription factor activity. The coding region runs from base 1 to 1026 and encodes 341 amino acids. Gene Ontology annotation, biological process: positive regulation of transcription by RNA polymerase II.